Messenger RNA from Vicia villosa (hairy vetch), 1728 nucleotides. RefSeq lists its product as uncharacterized. NCBI's taxonomy places the organism in Eukaryota, Viridiplantae, Streptophyta, Magnoliopsida, Fabales, Fabaceae. The record is from RefSeq and is a predicted model, not a curated record. The transcript is spliced from 2 exons. The coding region runs from base 1 to 1728 and encodes 575 amino acids.
AUGUUUGAGAGGCUAGUGAGUGAUGCAGAGACUCCAUUGUACGAAGGAUGUACUAAAUUUACUAGAUUAUCUACGGUCUUAAAAUUGUAUAACUUAAAAGCACGCCAUGGAUGGUCUGAUAAGAGUUUUACAGACUUGUUGACUCUGUUAAGUGAGAUUUUGCCUAAGAAUAAUGUGCUCCCUAGUCGAACCUAUGAGGCUAAGCGAUUGUUAUGUUCUAUUGGCAUGAGUUAUGAGAAGAUACAUGCUUGUCCAAAUGAUUUCAUUUUAUUUCGCAAUGAAUAUGCAUCAUUAAAUAUGUGUCCUAAAUGUAGUGCCCCGCGAUAUAAGAAAGAAACAGCUCCAUCCAAAAUGCUAUGGUAUUUUCCGAUAAUACCAAGAUUUAGGCGCAUGUAUCGUAAUGCGGAAGAUGCAAAGAACUUAACAUGGCACGCAAAUGAAAGGGUUGUAGAUGGAAUGCUCCGACAUCCUGCAGAUUCUCCUCAAUGGGUAAAAAUUGAUCAUGAUUACCCAAGUUUUGGGCAGGAAGAAAGAAACCUACGUCUCGCAUUGUCUACUCACGGAAUAAACCCUCAUGGUAUUCAGAGUAGUAAACUUACUACUUGGCAAGUGAUUUUGUUAAUCUAUAACCUACCUCCAUGGCUAUGCAUGAAGCGCAAGUACACGAUGUUGACUAUGUUAAUUUCUGGGCCCAAGCAACCAGGAAAUGAUAUAGACAUAUACUUGGCUCCAUUAAUUGAAGAUUUGAAGCAUUUGUGGGAGACAGGUGUAGAGGUGUAUGAUGAGUAUAAAAAGGAAUCCUUCAAAUUGAGGGCUAUGUUAUUUGGAACAAUCAAUGAUUUUCCUGCAUAUGGGAAUCUAUCAGGCUAUAGUGUCAAAGGACAACUUGCAUGCCCCGUAUGUGAAGAUAAUACACAUUCAAUACGGUUGGAUCAUUGUAUGAAAAAUGUAUUUCUUGGACACCGUAGAUUCUUAAAUACCAAUCAUCAUUUUCGAAAAUGGAGAAAAGAAUUUAAUGGUGAAUCAGAAGAAGAAAGAGCUCCUUUACCUUUGACGGGCGACCAAUUAUACCAAAAGGUAAAGCUUUUAAGCACUAAUUUUGGAAAGCCUUUUUCAAGUGAACUUGUCACGGGAGGAUGGAAAAAAAGAAAGUCUAAGGAUGGCCUGAAGGCAAGGUUAGACCUGCAAAGUAUGGAAUUAAGAAAUGAAUUGAAGCCGGUUAAGAGGGAGGGUAAGCGUACAUUCCUACCUCCUGCAGCUCAUACUUUGUCAAGAAAAGAGAAAAAGAUCUUGUGUAAGGUUCUUCACGAAGUUAAAGUUCCAGAGGGCUACUCAUCAAACAUUAAGAGUUUGGUAUCUAUGAAAGAUCUAAAAUUGAAGGGUUUGAAGUCUCAUGAUUGCCAUGUUUUAAUGGAGAGCUUUCUUCCAGUAGCUAUACGUUCCAUUUUACCUGAAAAUGUGAGAUGGACCAUAACUAAACUUUGUUUUUUCUUCAAGGCUAUUUGUAGCAAAGUUAUUGACCCUGAGAAGUUGCCGAUAUUACAAAAGGAAAUUGUUGUCACAUUAUGUGAACUUGAGAUGUAUUUUCCACCCUCAUUUUUUGACAUAAUGGUUCAUCUAACCGUUCAUCUUAUCAUGGAAACACAAUAUUGUGGACCAUCUUAUAUGAGAUGGAUGUAUCCGAUUGAGCGUUACAUGAAGAUAAUAAAAGGGUAUGUGAAGAAUUGA